This is a messenger RNA of Grosmannia clavigera kw1407, 1764 nucleotides long. Its product is annotated as conidiophore development protein hyma. Gene Ontology annotation, molecular function: protein serine/threonine kinase activator activity. Bases 1 to 1764 code for a protein of 587 amino acids. Lineage: Eukaryota; Fungi; Ascomycota; Sordariomycetes; Ophiostomatales; Ophiostomataceae. The record is from RefSeq and is a predicted model, not a curated record. The transcript has 5 exons. Gene Ontology annotation, biological process: intracellular signal transduction.
AUGGUCGACGUUGCGGUGAAGCUCGACGGAAAGCUGUCGUCUCGCGAUCGGUUCUCGGGGAGCGCAAGUUUGGACGAGCGCAUCGUCUUGUGUCUCUUUGCGCUGCCGCUUCCUGUGUCCGCCACGCUUGCGCCAUCGAUCCUGUCGCCGGCGACAAUUGUCCGCGACGAUGCAGCCACCGUAAAGCGUCCGAAUCACGAUCCCGGAUCCCCACGACUCUGGAGGCACCCACCACCGCACUACCUCACAGCCCUCGACCCUGAUCGGUCGACCUCGACAAGUUGUCCGUGCAGCAUCGACCACCCGCCCCGCUCGCUGGCCGCUCGCCGCUUUGGGCAGACGCCGCCGUCUCCCUGUCGUCCUGUCGUCCUGUCGUCCUGUCGUCCUCUUACCGGCUUCGUCUUCUCGCUCGGCCUGUUCUUGUCCCCGACACUGUCGUCCGCCAUGUCCUUCUUCUUCGGUCGCGGCCGCAGCCGGACCAAUGCGGCCGAGCUGGCCAGACAGACGUACGACCUCCUUGUCCGCUUGGAUCUGCCGCGGAAUCCGAGUCCAAAGCUCGACGACUCCCUCCCGAAAUGUCUCGCCCAGAUGAAAGCCAUCCUCCAGGGAUCACCCGAAGUCGACAGCAGCCCCGAACAGGUUUACCAGCUCGUGCAGGGCAUCAUCGACGAGCAGGUGCUGCUGCUGCUGCCCCAGGCCCUGCGUCUGCUGCCCUUUGAGUCGCGCAAAGACGCCCAGGUGGUCUUCUCGUCCGUCUUCCGCUAUCGACCUCCUGGCACUCCCCCUACCGAUCCACCGCUCGCCGUCAGCUUCGUCACUCAUCGCGCUCCCUCCGUCCUCGUCGCCCUCUGCCACGGCUACGACCACAAGGAGAGUGCCACCACGGCCGGCUCCAUCCUGCGUGAAGUUCUCAAGCACGAGGCUGCUGCUGCCGUCGUGCUGUAUGACGAUGUCGAGGCUAUCAGCGCUGACGAGGCUGCUGCCACACCGGAACAACAGCAACAGCAACAACAGCUGCAGGACGGCAGUGGAAUGCCUCUGCCUGCACCGCCUCCACAACAGCCGCGGCCGGCUGUCGGGUCCAGUGCCGGCGGCGUCUCGCAGAUCGCCAUGCUGCGACUGCAGAGCGGCCGAGGUGUCUUUUGGCAGUUCUUCCGCUGGAUCGACACCAGCUCGUUCGAGGUCGCUGCUGAUGCCUUCACGACGUUCCGAGAACUCCUCACUAGGCAUAAGGAGCUCGUGCCGCAGUAUCUCAGCGUCAACUUUGACCUCUUCUUCGGACGCUACAACACGACGCUCGUGCUGUCGCAGAGCUACGUCACCAAGCGCCAGUCUAUCAAGCUGCUCGGCGAGAUCCUGCUCGACCGCUCCAACUACAGCGUCAUGACACGCUACGUCGACAGCGGCGAGCACCUCAAGAUCUGCAUGAACCUGCUGCGCGACGAUCGCAAGAUGGUCCAGUACGAGGGCUUUCACGUCUUCAAGAUCUUUGUGGCCAACCCCAACAAGAGCAUCGCCGUCCAGAAGAUCCUCAUCAUGAACCGUGACAAGCUGCUCAACUUCCUGUCCCACUUUCUCGAGGAGCGCACUGAGGACGAGCAGUUUCUCGACGAGCGCGAAUUCCUCAUCAAGCAGAUUCGCAACAUGCCGCCCAAGCCCCGACGAUGCCGCCGCAGCGCUGAGCGGGGCUGUCUUUCCUCCAUCGCUUUGUGUACUCUUUCUGUUGCUCUCUUUUCGUGUCUCUCUAUCUCUUUGUUUCCUUGA